AUGGCUUCACCAACUCCCGAUGCUCCCACUACCGCUCCCGCCCCCGAUUCUACAUCGCGCGAUGUCUCAGCAGAGAAGGAACAGAAGAAGUCUGAGGUCAACGGCAUUGCUGACAUUGCUGUUAUCAGCAAUUCAACACCCGAGAAGUCGGAUGAUAAAUCUGUUCCAGUAAACGGCGACAAAAGCACGGUUGAUCCAGUCGAGAACGGUGUUGGUAAGGAUGUCGAGAUGACUGAGGCAAGCGAUGAAAGGAAAUCCAUCGUAGACUCACCAGCAAAGGAUGAUGGCGCAGAUAACGAUCGCAAGGCUGAGAAUGGUGAUCAGACGAAAAAGACGGACGACGCCAAACCGACAGCAGAUGGGCCGAAAGCUGCGUCAGAAGAUGUCGAUAUGGCAGAUGCUGCUACUGAAGAGAAGCCUGAAGACAACAAAGCUCAAGACGACAAACCUGUCCAGGACGAACCUGAAACCCCGGCCGAAGAUGCUGCCAAAGAGGGAUCGAAAGAUAUCGAUAUGACGGAGAAGCCCUCCGACACCCCCGAAAAGCCCGAAGCAACAAAACAAAAGGCAGCUACUCCAGCCAACAGUGUCACAGUUCCAACCUCCGAGCCUGAUGUCCAACCUGCCAGCUUGUCUCAGCUUGCUAUUGAUAAUAAAGAGUCCGAUGCCCCCAAGCCUUCUACUGAGGUGUCCAUGCAGGACGCGCCCGCUCCAGACACUUCUGUCAGCUCUAAGGUAGCACGCGAACGGGAGGACGACGUCGCUGAUGAGCCUGCACCGAAGCGAGCCAAGACUGAACCCAAGUCAGAAGAACCUGCAGACACUGUGAUGACUGCCCCAAAACCUGACCCAACCCCUGCCGAGUCCGCUCCUGAGCAGGAGGUCUCACGCUUCUCUGGUCUCGAUCGAUGGAAUGAUGGUGAUUUCAAGGAUCAGAAACUCACAGCUUAUCAACGACGUGAGUUCCGCAAGGUGCUUGGUCGUGUGAAAAAGACAAAGUCGGGCGGGCAUUUCAAGGAUUCCGUUCCGAAAUUAUGGCCACAGCUCGCCGACAGUUACCUCGCUAAAAUCGAUAAACCGACGGAUCUGUCGGAAAUUGAUCGAACUCUGCGCGAUGUCGAUGGCGCUUAUGUUACAGUCGGUGAUUUCCAAAACGACUUGGUCCUCAUGUACGACAAUACCCGUAGCUUCAACGGCACCAUGCACGAGGUCACCGCUGCCGCGUUCAAUGCCAUUCGUGGUAUCUGGGAAGAUGUCAUCCACAUUCCUCAGGAGGAGGCAGUCAAGCCCAAGGCUGCACCUAAGCCUAAGCCUCCUCGUGAGUCGCGCAUCAGUGCCCUUGGUGACCCUACUCCUCGCAAGCCUUCUGUUGGGCCUGGCACUAGUCCUGCUGCUGAGGUACCAUCAAAGCCACAGCAUGGAUCUCGCGAGGCUAGUGCUGCUGCUGCUGCUGACUUGCGCCGUGCGUCGAAUGCGACUGAGGGUGAUCGCCCUAAGCGAACCGUCCGUGCUCCCAAGUCAAAGGAUAUUGACUAUACGACCAAGCCUUCGCGCAAGAAGCUCAAGCCUGAGUUGCAGUUCUCCGAAGAGGUCCUUAGCGACUUGAUGCACCCCAAGAACCAUGCCAUUAAUGGCUGGUUCUUGGAACCUGUCGAUGCCGAAGGUCUUAAUAUUCCCCAUUACUACUCUAUCAUCAAGAGGCCCAUGGAUCUCGGAAAGGUCGCUCGCAUGCUUAAGGACGGCGACAUUACCAGCAUUAAGGACUUUGACAGGAACGUGCGGCUGAUCUUUUCGAAUUGUUAUACCUUCAAUGGCAGUGUAGACCAAGGCAAUACGGUUUCCUUCGUCGCCUCUCAACUGGAAGGAUACUACAACAACUUGAUGAAGGAUAAGGACAAUUGGUUGGCCAGGCAUGCCAAGGCAAAUGCCCCUGCUGCUUCUCACGGCAGUGACGAAGAAGACGAGGAGGAUGAGGCCGAUGGUGAUGGUGAUGAAGCAGCGACCCCCACUAGUGCUGAUCCAAACAAGGAAGUGCGGGACCUGGAAGCCAAACUGCGCGAAGAAAGCAACAAGCUCACUGAACUUUUCGCUGCUGAUUCGCCCAAUGAAAGUCUAAUCGAGGUUCAGCAGACCAUUGUCAAUCUGGUUCAGCAAAGCUUGCUCAAGGCGAAGCAGACUCUUAGCCAGCACCGCACAAAGCAUCCUGAAAAACCAGCUAAGAAAGCCAGCAAGCCUAGCAAGCCCAAGCCCAGUGGAUCUGCUCCCCGCAAGCCCAGCGGAGGUGCGCCUUUUGCAAAGAAGCCCAGCGGCACCAAGAAGGCGGCCUCCAAAAAGACACUUACAGCCGCUGAUAAAGACUUGAUUGCCUCGGCCAUCAAUGACCUGGAUGGUGACCAGCUUGAUCGGGCCAUCGACAUCAUCAAGCGUGACACGGGUCAGAACGAGAACACUGAUGGAGAGCUAGAGCUAGACAUCGACCAGCUAAGCAAUGAGGCACUUCUCAAGCUUUGGGACUUGUGCAAGAGGGUGCUACCUGGAUUCGGCAGGGACUCGAACGUAGCACCUUCUCCUGAAGUUUCCCGAGCAGCGCCUCCAAAGCAUUCGAAAUCAUCAUCAACAUCGGCAAAGCCCAAGAAGAAUAAACCCAUGAGUGCUCGUGAACAAGAAGAGCGAAUUGCACAGCUUCGAGGUCUCCGUGAUCUAUACAGACCGGGUCAGGAGCCUGGAGACGCUCAGCCCGUGCUGCAAGCUCCUACACCAACAGCCGAGUCCAGUGAUGAAUCGGACUCGGAAGAGGAGUAG
Messenger RNA from Fusarium sp. VM40, 2802 nucleotides. The record is from the annotation of a GenBank genome assembly. Lineage: Eukaryota; Fungi; Ascomycota; Sordariomycetes; Hypocreales; Nectriaceae.